Molecule: messenger RNA, 7110 nt
Organism: Andrographis paniculata
Lineage: Eukaryota; Viridiplantae; Streptophyta; Magnoliopsida; Lamiales; Acanthaceae
Product: receptor-like protein 51
Exons: 4
Coding region: 5411-6721 (436 amino acids)
Molecular function (GO): protein binding
Source: RefSeq, a predicted model, not a curated record
UGUAUCCAUUUAGGGCCCAAAAUAGUUGGCCUAGAAAUAAUCGAAUGACUACAGGCGGCAACAACGACGGACGACUCCAAUGGAGAAGCGAUGGACGACGCUACGGAGGCUGGAGAAAUACAUGCGCAAUGAUGGGUGAAGCAAUUGGAUUUUCUUAUGUCUUUGUUUCUGUUGUAAUUGCUUUAUGUUCCAAUCCCUCACUACUGUUGUUUCUGCUGGUUAUUUUCUUUGUUUAUUGUUUUCCGAGGUUUUUAAUUGCUGCCGGAUUUUUACUCUUUGUCGUCUGGGGGAUCGUUGUUUGAACGAUAGGAGAUGGAGAUUGCAUGCUUGCGAAUAGUGCGACAUUGUAUAUGACGCGUCGGGUGUGGUGUAGCUUGAAUGUGAUAUAAGUUUGGUGAGUUGAAAAGCCUGGUUGUGCUGUAUCCCGUGCAUCGCCCAAGAUACUGAGCGCCUGUUCAAUUUGUUCAAAUUAGGGUUUUCUUAGUUACUCCAACAUGAAGAAAAUCUAGGACAUACUAACUGGAAUUUGGAAAUUGAAGCUAGAAAAGUUGACCUUGUAGCAUUUAGAAACAUGAUUCGGGUGUGGAAUGGCGGGAUUCUCCAUGAACAGAAUGAGUGUAAACAAUAUUUUCACAGACAAUGAUAUGUUUUUAGCUAGAGGAGAACUGCACUGUCAUUUUCCUCCGCCUCCUCUGCUCACUUCCAUCUCAGAGCUCUGAUUCUGUCCUGCUCACUUGGGGAACCUUUCAUCUUAUCUAUUGGCACCCUUUUUGCUGAUAUUUUCAGCAGUGGAACAAUCCUUUUUGUGUUCAUCGUAUUGAUCAAUUAUAUGUAUAUUUAAGAUCACACGCCCUCCCAAUCAACACAUCACAAUCUAAGGUUGUUGAAAAGCUUCCACUUGUGUCGAACUACACAUAUACAGAUCUUGCGACUACUUCCCAGUAUUGGCGGAAGUUGGGUGAGAUAUUUCGUUUGCCUCUCACAAACAUUUCCUUCACUUUGAAUUGUUACUCAUUUGAUGCUUGGAUUACUAUAGAUUAUGCAGGAAUAGUCUUUCAAAUUAUUGACAAUUAUUGCAAGCUCAAUCCCUUCUGUUAUAGGUGGUAAGUUUGAUUUCAUACCUAGCUAUUUAUGAUUUAAAUUUUUCCUUUUCUUAGUUAUAAUAGGAAACUUUUUAAACUAAAGUUUGAGGAUCUAGUUUUACCAAGUAUACUGUUAACAAGAGAAUCAAGUCCGAUCUGGCAUAUUGAUUCAUGAGGUUGGUGGAUAUUAUCAAGUUCUUAGAUCUUCAAACCAUUCAAUUUUCAGUUCGUUUGAACUUUACUUUCAAAGUAUUAUAUUUAGGACCACUCUAUUUUAUUUCAUUUUUCUGCCAAAGUUGGUUUACAUUGUGAAAAUGAUUAGGCUUUUUUCAUGUUUUGCACCUUCUAUUAGUUAUAUAGCUCUUAACAUAUCAACUAAGUUUGUCUCCAUUCUUUUAACUCUCAAUUCACAGAAGAAACAUACCUAGUGGGUAAAUAAUUCGCUUAAGAUAUACAUUUGGAGGGAACUGGUAUUUUACUUUCAUUGAACACUUAAGAAGACGGAACAUGUUAUAAUGUUCAUUAAGAUACAUGCUACUUUCAGAAUAUUUAUGUUUUGUAUGCUGAUUUCUAACCUAUCAUGGUAUCUAUGAUAUGCAUAGAACAAGAGAAGAAGUUUGUUUUAUGAUAGAAAUUUAGCUAUUGAAAAAAGUUAAAUAAGUAUAUAAAUUAUCUACAUUUUGAUGAUUAAGAAGAUUUUGGACUGAAAGCGCUUAUCAUUAUAAUGAAAGCCAAUGAAUUCAUGCACUCAAUCUGAAUCAUUACUCAGUUGAGAAGCUUUGGAUAAACAAGAAUAGUUUGUAAUAGCAAAUUGAACAAUACGGAUACAAAUUACAAAAUCUAACACAUUUAGAUAUCAAAUUACAAAGAGAUAGCAUGUGUAGAGAGAGAUGAGUAUAACUCCUGCAGAAAGUGAAGGAUUGCAGCAUUGUGAGAUUGAAUGGCAGGGCAAUUCUCCUUUGGCAAGAGGAAAGGAUGCAUUUGCAUGUUCUGCCUGCCUAAGGAGAAUCACACUGUUAUUCAUUUCCCCACACAAUUUUCUUUCCUUCACAUAACCUGCCUCCAAUAUAAGUUGGAGUGUGUGUCUUGAAUAUCAUUGGCCAGGCUUUAUAUGGAGGCCACCGGUCGCUUUAUAUGGAGACCACCGGCUCGUAUCAUUAUUUGGAUAUGCUGAAGGAGAAAAUGGCAUAUGCUUUGGGACUUCCUCUAGGUUUUUUUCCCUUUACUUUCCCCAAUGGCCAUGGUAUAAAAGAUUUUGGCCUUUGCACUUUCAUUUUAUUCUAUGGAUAUGCUCUUCUUGCUGCAAAAGAUAUGCAAAUUUUUGUGUUUCCUGUGUAAAUGGGCAUUUAUCCUUGAUUUACUUAUAUAGGAGUAGAAAUUUUCUACAAAGAUUCCUUUAAAUAUAAAUCAAAUCAGUGUAAAUGCUGGUCAUUAACUCAUUAUUGUGCAUUAUGUUAUCUCACAUGAAAAGUCAGUAAGUGUAAAGGACAAGAGGAUGUCCCAAAUACCCCUUAAGACUGAUGAAAAGGAUUAGAAACGUAAGCUCACUUAGGCAUGUGAAUAGUUAUUUUAGAUUUGAGUUAUGUGAAUAGUUACUUUUCAAUUUUUCGAAAAUAUGUGGAUUAACACCAUUUCUCUCACUAGGCAGGAUAGCAAGAUCAAGUAACAAAUUGUAUAUACAAAAAAAUUUACUAGCAGAAACAAGCUUCUUGAAUUCGCAUCUCAGUACAUAAUAUUCAAUAAAAAAAGCAUCGAAACUAGCUGUACAUCAGUCAUAAAGAGAGGUAGAGAUCUCUUGAGAUUUUUUAAUUCCAUAUGCAAAACUACAGCAAACAGUUUAUUCUUGUGACUGCUGGUUAGUGUAAUUAGAAUAUGCUUUACAUAUCCCCUGCCCUUGUAUUUUGUUUGAACUAUAAAUACAUGCAAGGGGCCGGUAACUUUUCCUCAAGUUACAGCCUUUGAAAAAAAUGCAAUGAAUGUAUGGAAGCAUUACAGGGCAAAUAAUCCUUUGGCAGCAGCCACAUAUAUGGCAAUUAAUUGCAAUUAAUUGUGAACUAUUAUUGAGUUCACUGCCAAAGGUGAUUUGCCCAGUAAUACAAACAUACUGACAGGCUGAUGUAGAGUUAGCAAAAUGAGGUAUCUUAUUUUGGGCUAUGGAUGACUUUGUGCAAUAUGCUUUUAUUGGUUAAGUUAAUUAGAAUCCAUACUUGUGUUAUACUAUUCAGCUUUUGUCUGGUUUUCAUGUAAUUAGAUUUUGAUUGAAAAAUUAGAAUCAUUAGACCAUAUUGAUACAAAAUAAAUUAUACGUACACUAGGGUCAAUCACUAGAAUAUUUACUGUAAAGUAUAUAUAUGUUAUGUUGCACACGUGCUGCUAUGUUUAAUUCCUUGUGCUGUUACAGUUUCAGAAGCAUUAGAAAUAAUGCCUGCUAGUUGCAUGCAUGCAUUUAUUACACUAAACCCACGUACUUUUUACUGCUUUGUUUAAUCAUGCAUGCACGAGCUGCCGCGUACGUAAACCAUAUAGUAAAUUAUAUACAUAUUAAAUAUAUAUAUAUGUGUGUGUGUGUGUAUGUGUGUAAUUUAUUGCUGAGAAAUAUAAGUGGCAUAUGCGGGGACAAUUCUUGCUACCAAAAUUCCCUUUUAUUUUCUUUUGUAAAUAAUUGCCGUCAAGGGUAUCUGUUCUAUAAUGGGGCCCGCUUUUAGAUUGGAAUCAUUUUAUUUUGUAGUAUACAAUAAUAUAAUUUAAGAAAAUAAUAUUUUCUGUCUACGAAUGACUUGCUGCCACGUUCAAACGAGAACGUAAUCUGAACUUUAUGUUGACAAAUUUUGAAAUCAUAACACGCCCUAUAAAUAUAUAUAUAUAUAUAUAUAUAGAGAGAGAGAGAGAGAGAGAGAGAGAGAGAGAUGCUGAACUUUGUAGCCAGCUAGCUUCUUUCACAUACAUGCAUACGUAUUUUGCCUUCAUCUCUGAUCUCUAGUCCGACUCUUUGAACGCUAAAGGGUCAAAUUUCUCCAAGAAUCUUAGCAAAUCUAUAUUUACAGAAACAAGCUGACUGUGUACUAUCUUUAAGGGAAAACAGGAUUGGAAUUUUUUAAAUUCUGUCGAGUGAUGGAACAAUUAGUAAAUUGAGGAGUCGGACGCAAGAAAAACCCCCAUAUUUGGGGGGUCACAGACAUAUAUAUGCAGCAGCAUAAAGGAUCAUUUGCAGAAUAUACUGUGUUGUACGAAGUGAAGUACUGCACUUCUCAAACACUAUAUAUAUGCUCUAACCUGCUCAAUCAUUUGGCCAUGGAGACAUCUGCCUGAUCAGGUCAAGAUAUAUAUAUAUAUAUAUUUAUAUUACAUAGAUACAUCUAUAUAUGUAUUACAAUAUAUCAUUUCUUGUGUAGAUGCAUUACUGGGCAAUUACUCUUCUGGCAGAAGCUAACUGCAUUCUUGCAUGCACUAAAUAUAUCUGCAUGCAGUUCUUUAUGUUACAAAGAAAUGAAAUUGCUUAAUUAGCUACUGCCAAAGGAGAUUUGCCCCGCAUUGCUGCCCUUCUAUGCAUAUAUAUCACACUUAAGUUCAUACAAUAUGUAUACAUAUGAUUAGCUACUUGUCUCCUCCCAGCCAUUCUUUGACAGAUCUACGUCCCAGGUACACCUUUUUUUUUUAAUAAAAUUUCUGGUGUGUGUUGUCAUGGGCUGCGACCUUCUGUUUGUUUAGACAAAUCUUGGCAACCAUUGGAGGCCCAAAAGUAUCCAUAUAGAGAUUGAUAAGCCCACUUGUGUUGUUAUAACAAAACCAAGUGGCUGAAUUUAAUUCACUGCAAGGGAGAGGAAGAAAGCCCCACUUCAUACUGAAUCGCAGCUUUUAUAGUUAUCCAUUGUUUUCUUCAGUUUAUGGUAUAUGUCUACAUUCUUGAAUUGUUCAUCUCUAAAAAUGGAGUAUAAUAAUAUGGCUAGAAUGCACAGUAUUAGUGAAUUAGUUCAAAUAUACAGAUGAAAAUGAUAUUAUUGAGUGCAACUUAUUAGACAGGAAAGAUGUAUAUAUACAUCUGUGUCCAGCUAUUAUGCACUCCAACUUUCUUCGUCCACAUGACUUUGACCUCUUUAGUUUCUAUUUUUUCGUAAUACUCGUGGCUAUAUUUUCUAGUUUUAUUUUUUAAAUUUUAUUCUAAUUGUAAUACACUACAUAAUCAUAAUUUCAUAUAUGCAUUUAUUAUUUCUUUAUCCAUGUAUCCCAGGCAACUUGUGUAAGUCCCAGGGAGGCACUAUUCUUACCGACGGUGACUCAACCACUUUAUAUUCUUCCCACACUCCCAUACUGAAUCAUUUCUCACAACCAUGGCACUCUAUCUUCUCUUCCUCCUCUGCGUCCUCUCCGCCGCGACUUUCUCCUUCUCCUCCGGCGCCGGCACCGCCGCGACCUCCCCCACCUCCUCUCCGGCCACCGCCCCCGCCCCCAAACCGCCACCAUCCACCCCCAUUUCCUCCGCCGCCCUCGACCCCAAGCAGCUUAGUGCACUCGAGUCGCUCAACAUCCCUACUUCGAAAAACCCGUGCUCCCCUCCGCCGCGGAGCGGUGGCGCACCUCCCACCGCCACCUGCGACUCGUCCCGGCCGUUCCGCCACCUCGUCUCACUGACGCUCACCAACUGCUCCGACGACGUCGCCCUGUCCCUCACCGCUCUCAAAUCACUCUCCACUCUCACCUCCCUGAGCUUCAUCGACUGUCCUAUUUCCCCAAUCCGCUUCCCGCCGGAGCUUUCCUCCAACCUCCGCUCCUUCACCUGCAUCAGCAGCCUCAAAAAGCUCACCGGCGUCUGGCUCAGCCGCCUCCACAAUGCCACCGAUUUAACCGUCUCUCGAGUCAGUAUAACCGCCAGCGGCCCCUGGGUGAUCCUGAGCGGCAUGAAGUUCCUCCAUUCCGUAACCCUAAGUCAGGCCAAUCUCUCCGGCGUGCUCCCCAAACAUUGGCAGCCGAAUCUCACCUACGUAGAUCUCUCCGGCAAUAAUCUGAAAGGUAAAAUCCCUGCGUCCUUAACUCGCCUCGAGAAUCUCGCUCACUUGAAUCUCUCCUCCAACUCUCUCAACGAUACAAUUCCUUCCUCCAUUGGAGAUCUGAGCGCUCUGCAGAAUCUCUCUCUGGCUAAAAACUCGCUCUCAGGCUCUAUUCCGGAGUCUCUAGCUGCAUUGCCGGCGCUAACACAUCUCGAUCUGAGCUCAAAUCAGCUCAACGAGUCGAUCCCCAAUUUCAUCAGAGAUAUGAAGAAGCUCAAGUACUUGAAUCUGGCAGGCAACAACUUCCGCGGAGUGUUGCCUUUCAAUUCGACAUUUAUUAAAGGAUUGGAGGUUUUCAAGGUCGGCGACAAUUCGAAUCUGUGCUACAACCGCACAACUUUGGGAUCGAAAGUUAAGCUUGGUAUUGCUCCUUGUGAUAAGCAUGGGCUGCCAAUGUCGCCUCCGCCUGCUAAGGAUUCAUCUUCUUCGGAUGAUUCCAGCGACAGUUCUGAUUACGACGAUUAUGGUAAUUCAGAGGGGAAGAAGAAGCAUCACAGUGGGCCAAAUAAGGUUGUUCUUGGUGUUGCAAUUGGACUUGCUUCUAUUGUGUUUCUAAUCGUUUUCUUGGUUUGUUUGGCUAAGUGCUGUAAAUGAGUUUGGAAGAGAGUCAGAGCUGAUAUAUUGAUCAUUUAGCUUAGGAGAAUUCAGCCAUUACAGAUGAGAUUCAUUUAUUUUUGGAGGAACAAAAACACUUAUAUUCAGGAUAAGAAGAAGGGAGUGAAUGCAAAAAGAGGAUUCUUUUUUAUCUGUGUGAUUCUUUUGGUUGUAUAUUGCUGUGGCAGUAAAAGAGUUCUUUUGACUACUAUCUCUGCCUCUGCUUCUACAUUUUUUCUAUACUUAAGAUUUGGACUGAAUGAUUUUUUAUUGAGCUAAGAUUAGGGGAAAAGAUUACAUGACAUUGAUGUUGCGUUACCAUCAUCAUACAUUCUGCUUUCUUUCUGUCUUUGCUUCUCUUGAAAUGUAAGAAUGUGCAUUCUUUUGCA